AUGGAGCAGCCCGCGAAGCAGGAUGCGAGUAAGCGCCGCGCAGACGCCGACAGCGACACGCCGGAACCGCCUCGGAGCAAGAAGCGCGCGAAGUACACCCAGGUUGCUUGCAACGAAUGCAAACGUCGCAAGCUAAAAUGCACCGGUGAGGCGGUGUGUGCGCGGUGCGUGCGCGAUCAGGUGCGCUGCGUCUAUGCGCCUGGUGCGCAUGCUGUUGGUUCGCUCGGUGGUGGUGGUAUUGGUUCGUACACCUCGGUUCCGAAUACUCCGGUUAGAGGUGAGGAGGAGGGUGGGAAGGAGGAUCGGUUGCGGAUCGUGGAUUUGCAGAUCGAGGCCCUGCAGCGCGAGAUGCGGGCUAUGGCUUCUAGGAUGCGUGUGCUUGAGGGAGGGGGAGUCACCACGCCUGCGAAUCACAUCCCCACGACUGGGUCGACGAUCUCCUCCACUUCCGCGAGUGCGGGUCUCCAUCGCAUUAUGAAUCGGCCUAAGUCUCCCACGUAUGUUGGGCCCACGAGUGCGGAGUUUGGGAUUGCGGGGCCGAGGGGGACGGGGGAUGGAGCUGAGGCGGAGGAUGAGGAGGAUGAUGACGAACAGGAUCUCGAGUCCACGACUGCGCCCAGUCCGAUGCCUCCUGGCGAUGGGGAGGGGCUUGCAUCGGCGACCGAUCCGUUGCGGUGUCUGGGCUUGACCGAGGCGUUGCGCUUGGUCACCGUCUAUGAACAUACCGUUGGGUUGAUCUAUCCCUGUGUCGAUCUGGAUAGUGUGCGGGCGUAUGUGGUGGAUUAUUUUCGCGAUGGCGGUGGCGGCGCUGGGGUCGCGGGUGAGGACGAUUGGUUCUUUGCACGCGAUGCGGAGGUGCUGAAGAUCUUGCUGGCUACCGCGUUGUUGGCUGAGUCGCAUGGUCGGAGUGAGCGGGCGGCGCUGCUCGCUGAUCGCGUUGAGGAUCAGUUCGGUACGCGCAUGAAGGUGCCGGAGGUGGAUAUGAAGGAGUUGCUUAUCUUGGCGUUGUUGUCGAUCUUCCACUCCUACCGCGACGACGAGGUGAUCGCCUGGCGGACGAUCGGGUUGGCCGUGCGCGGUGCGGUGCAACUGGGGCUACACUGCCAGGAGACCUGGCUGAAGACCGGCGGCGUGUUUCCCGGCGAGCUGCACCGCACCUGGGCGAGUCGGCUGUUCUGGUGCAUUUAUGUGCUGGACCGCAAAUGGUCGUUCGGCACCGGGCUGCCCUUCGCUAUCCAAGACUCCGACAUGGACACCAAUCUCCCCGAGCCCGGCACCACGACCCCCUACCUCACCUGCAUGAUCUCUUACGCGCGCCUGAGCUCCAAGAUCUGGGGCCUGGUCGUCGGCUGGCGCACACGGCCGCGCGCCGCCACCACCGACUACUGCGCCUACCUCGACUUCCAAGUCCAGCAAUGGAUCCAGUCCAUCCCCUCAGAACUCCGCUUCGACCCUUCCCACCGCGCCACGGCCGGCGGCUCCCCAACCCACGCCGACAGCAUGAUGACCCUGCAAGUUCUGCUAGCGCUGCAAGCCAACCAGCUCCGCAUCCUCGUGUACCGACAGUACCUGCUGAGCAGCGAGAGCAUCGAGGACAGCGUGGCGGGGGCGUCCAUCGCCGUCGAAACCGCCAAGAGCACCGUGCACAUGCUGGAUUACUUCAGCCGCGUCUCGGACAUCUACUACCAACGCCCCGAACCCUUCAACUACUUCCUCAUCUCGGCGCUCGCCGCAUUGUUCCUCGCUGUCCUGCACGCUCCCUCCCGGUUCAGCCAGGUCUGUCGGCCUGAGUUCUACAAAGCAGUCGACAUGGUCAGACGAUCGUCCACCCGAGCGCGCACCUCCCGCCGCCUGCAGAAGAUCAUCCGGAGUCUAAAAGUCAUCCGCUUGAAUCUGGGGAAGGACUCGCGAGCGACAGCUGCGACGCCACUACCGCGGGAGAGGGGCAGUGCAGGCGGGUUCACGGAGGGUCCGGCCUGCACCGCGGGGCUGUAUACACCCGGGCACUCGCAGUAUGAUGUCUCUUCUUCGAAUGGAGGGGAAGGCGCACGACCGCAGCAUACUUCGGCUGGUGGGCUGUGGUCGCUGGCUUCGACGGCGGGGAAUCUUGCUCCUGCGGAGACGGGGGCUCAGAAUAGUUGUGAGGACUUGACCACGUUCUUUGAGAUGGCUGGGGGUCUGUAUUUUGAUCCCAGAGUGCAGGGCGGCGGUGAGGGGGUUGCCGUCCUGGCCGAGGGGCUCGGGGGCGAGUUGGCUGCCGAGGAUGAGGCGUUGACGAGGGUCAUGGCUGAUCUUUUGUGA
This is a messenger RNA of Aspergillus homomorphus CBS 101889, 2301 nucleotides long. Its product is annotated as transcription factor domain-containing protein. Gene Ontology annotation, biological process: DNA-templated transcription; positive regulation of transcription from RNA polymerase II promoter by galactose. The coding region runs from base 1 to 2301 and encodes 766 amino acids. The transcript has 5 exons. The record is from RefSeq and is a predicted model, not a curated record. NCBI's taxonomy places the organism in Eukaryota, Fungi, Ascomycota, Eurotiomycetes, Eurotiales, Aspergillaceae. Gene Ontology annotation, molecular function: DNA-binding transcription factor activity, RNA polymerase II-specific; RNA polymerase II cis-regulatory region sequence-specific DNA binding; zinc ion binding. Gene Ontology annotation, cellular component: nucleus.